Messenger RNA from Nerophis ophidion (straightnose pipefish), 2422 nucleotides. It is a transcript of the gene sar1aa, whose product is annotated as secretion associated, Ras related GTPase 1Aa. The coding region runs from base 1616 to 2212 and encodes 198 amino acids. Gene Ontology annotation, biological process: intracellular protein transport; vesicle organization; membrane organization. Lineage: Eukaryota; Metazoa; Chordata; Actinopteri; Syngnathiformes; Syngnathidae. Gene Ontology annotation, molecular function: GTPase activity; GTP binding. The transcript is spliced from 7 exons. Gene Ontology annotation, cellular component: COPII vesicle coat; endoplasmic reticulum exit site. The record is from RefSeq and is a predicted model, not a curated record.
ACGCAGUCUGAUAGUUUAUAUAUCAAUGAUGAAAUAUUAACAUUGCAACACAUGCCAAUAUGGCCGGUUUAGUUUACUAAAUUGCAAUUUUAAAUUUCCCGCGAAGCAUCCUGUUUAAAACGUCGCAGAAUGAUGACGAGUGCGCGUAACAUCACCGGUUGUAGCGGACAUGUUCUUCCAGCCCGAUCCAAGCUAUAAGUGGUCUGCUUUAAUCGCAUAAUUACACAGUAUUCUGGACAUCUGUGUUGCUGAAUGUUUUGCAAUUUGUUCACUUAAUACUGGAGACGUCAAAGAAGAAAAAUGUAGGUGGGAAGCGGUGUAUUGCAGCUGCCUUUAGCAACAAAUACACAGUCGGUGUUUCCUUGUUUACAUUCCCGAAGGUGAAGCUUUACUAUGGAACAGAGCGGUCAAGCGAACAUGGUUCAAGACCACAUGUCAACCGGCAGGUUUCGGUGAGAAGUUAGUGCUAAUAAGUCAGCUCUUACCGUAGACAUGAGCGGAGCUUGCGUCCUCCUGCAGCUGCGGACUAUUACCUCCUCCCACCGGAGACACUGGCGGUCACCACACCCGUGGCCACACCCCUCCGACUUUCAGGUACCAUAUCAUCUCACUAAAACACUAGUAACACAAUAAGCAGAUAAGGGAUAUUCCAGAAUUAUCCUAGUAAAUGUGUUUAAUAACAUCUGAAUCAAUCAAUCAAUGUUUACUUAUAUAGCCCUAAAUCCCUAGUGUCUCAAAGGGCUGCACAAACCACAACACAAACCACAACACAAACCACUACGACAUCCUCGGUAGGCCCACAUAAGGGCAAGGAAAACUCACACCCAGUGGGACGUCGGUGACAAUGAUGACUAUGAGAACCUUGGAGAGGACGAAAGCAAUGGAUGUCGAGCGGGUCUAACAUGAUACUGUGAAAGUUCAAUCCAUAAUGGAUCCAACACAGCCGCGAGAGUCCAGUCCAAAGUGGAUCCAACACAGCAUCGAGAGUCCCAGAAUCGCUCCCACUGCCCUCACUUUUUUUUUUCUUUCUAGUCCUUCACUCUCACUAUCCUCAUCCACGAAUCUUUCAUCCUCGCUUAAAUUAAUGGGGAAAUCGUCACUUUCUCGGUUCGAAUCGCUCUCGCUGCUGGUGGCCGUGAUUGUAAACAAUGUGAGGAUGUGAGGAACUCUACAACCCGUGACGUCACUCUCACAUCGUCUGCUACUUCCGGCACAGGCAAGGCUUUUUUUUAUUAGCGACCAAAAGAUGCGAACUUUAUCGUGGAUGUUCUCUACUAAAUCUUUUCAGCAAAAAUAUGGCAAUAUCGCGAAAUGAUCAAGUAUGACACAUAGAAUGGACCUGCUAUCCCCGUUUGAAUAAGAAAAUCUCAUUCCAGUAGGCCUUUAAAUGCAUCAUGAAAUGAAGUAACAACUCUUGUUUGUCAUUACAGUUUUGGGAAAAUAAAUAUGUCAUCGUACUUUAUGACGUUGCCAUUCUGUCAUUACACCAACACGACACGCCGGGGCGCUAUGUGAUCAACGUGAGUCAUUUUAACAAACGAAGAAGAAAGAUCGUCCCGACUGUUUCCAGGGAGACCAUUGAAAAUCGGUAAUUAACUGGGAAAAGACGCCUGAGAUGUCGGUUUUAGUUUAUUGGGUCUACAGGAGAUUUAGUAAUGUUUUGCAGUACUUAGGUCUGUACAAAAAGAGGGGCAAGUUGGUCUUCCUGGGCCUGGACAAUGCUGGCAAAACUACUUUACUGCACAUGUUGAAGAACAACCAUCUUUGCCAGCAUGUUCCCACGCAGCAUCCAACGUCUGAAGAGCUGACGAUUGGCGGCAUGAAGUUUACCACUUUCGAUCUGGGAGGACACGUGCAAGCUCGGCGAUUGUGGAGGAACUACCUGCCCGCCGUGAACGCGGUGGUCUUCAUAGUGGACUGCGCCGACCACAGCAGGCUAGAAGAGUCCAAGACGGAGCUGGAUGCCCUGCUGGCAGACGACACCAUCGCCAACCUGCCCGUGAUGGUGCUGGGGAACAAAAUCGAUCGUCCGGAGGCCAUCGGCGAAGCCUGCAUGCGAAGGGUUUUCACACUGGACGGAAAAGUCACCGGAAAGGGGAGUGUGAAAAUUAAGGAGUGCAACGUGCGACCAUUAGAGGUGUUCAUGUGCAGCGUGCUGAAGAGACAAGGCUACGGCGAUGGAUUCAGGUGGUUGUCGCAGUACAUGGACUGACCACUCGGCAGUUCUUGGACUAUUUGCAACAAUACACUUCAUCACGAUUCAAAUAUUUAAAAAAAAAAAAAGGUGGUUUUUUUCUGCAAAACACCUGACACAACAUUAGUUACACAAUCUAAUGCAGGGGUCCCCAAACUACGGCCCGCGGGCCGGAUCCGGCCCACUUGAGUCCAAAAUCCAGCCCGCAGGAAGUCCCAAGUUAAAAAA